Molecule: messenger RNA, 592 nt
Organism: Pygocentrus nattereri (red-bellied piranha)
Lineage: Eukaryota; Metazoa; Chordata; Actinopteri; Characiformes; Serrasalmidae
Product: eotaxin-like
Exons: 3
Coding region: 108-425 (105 amino acids)
Biological process (GO): cellular response to tumor necrosis factor; immune response; lymphocyte chemotaxis
Cellular component (GO): extracellular region
Molecular function (GO): chemokine activity; CCR chemokine receptor binding
Source: RefSeq, a predicted model, not a curated record
CUGGUCCCACUCUGUAUAAAUGGCAGAGUGCUGGUCACUCAUCCAGCACUGGACUCCUCUCUCCUCUCUUCAGCUCCGUCUCUCUGGGUGAAAUCUCUUCUGCUAGAAUGAGGACUCUGUCUGCUCUGCUGAUGGUGCUGCUGCUCUGCUCUGUCCAGCAGGUCUACAGUGCUAUUCAAAGUGCUGAUACCCCACCAGAGUGCUGUACUAAGCUGACUAAGUUGCGGAUCCUUCCCUUGGUGCGCACUGUAUCCUACAGGUGGACCAGCAGCAACUGUGCCAUAAAAGCUGUUGUAUUUCAGAUGGUUACUGGAAAGGACUUCUGUGUGGAUCCUUCCUGGGAUUGGGUCCAAAGUCACAUGAAAAACCUGCCUGAGAAAAAACCAUCUACAACAUCAAAACCCAAAACAUCCUCCAAACCCUGAAGCUGAUCAUGUUGAAUAUUAUCUACAGUAAAAUGUUAUGAAUGCAUUUUACUAAUGUACAUAACACCACAGAACAAGAUGAUCUGUCUAAUAUAUUUACACACAUGUAUCAUUUCUAUUUCUGUUUCUACAAUAAAGCUGAUUUUACUCCAGUGUUGUACUUCGCA